Paraglomus occultum is the source of this 3012-nucleotide messenger RNA. The record is from the annotation of a GenBank genome assembly. Lineage: Eukaryota; Fungi; Glomeromycota; Glomeromycetes; Paraglomerales; Paraglomeraceae.
AUGGCUCGACACAGAAACAUUAGAAACCUUAACGUGGAAGAUAUCUACGACGACUGGCUUGGUGAAUACUCGGACGACGAUGGCGCGGAUCAAAAUGAUGAAGUUUUACUGGAAUCAAACUUGCGCAAAGUGAGAGAAUUAAUAGGCAACCCCCCCGGGAUAACUGAUAAGGCGAUCAAAAACAUUUUAUGGGAUACUUACUAUGAUAUCGAGGAGACAAUACGUCGCGUAUCAGCCAAAAUAAGAAAACCGCCAGAUCAGAAACCAAAGCAAUCGGCGACACAACAAACAAAACCCGCCGUAGACCAGACGCAAUCAAAAUCAUCCCGAUUAAGCAUAGCGAAUGGAUGGCAGAGCUUCAGUUAUGAUGUCAUGAGGAUUGAUAAGAGGGAGUGUGAGAACGAUCCCAUAUCCAUGGUUGAGAAGCGCGAAACUUUGGGUUCGCUAUCGACUCGGAGUUAUUUUAAACAAGCCAGAGCAUCUUCGCAAAGCAUAUUAGUGCCUCAAGACUUUUGGUCGUGGUACGACGUAAAGUGGAGCUGCAGUGGAAAGGAUGAAUUGUUACCUCCUAAAAUUCCGGAUGGACGAGUACGAUUAACUGGAUUACUAGGCGGAGCAGACACUAAUAAUUCACGAUCAACCCAAUCCAGUUUCGCACAAUUUCGGGCUCAAUUAUCUUCUUCACGCAAUUUGUCAUUAUCACGCGGAGAUUCAAGUAGUCGUUCGAAUGCCAUUAACUCGAGUACUACCAACACAUCGGCAUCAACGCUUCGUUCUUUGCGUUCGAGUACUAACGAUUCUUCGAACAGAGGUCAGUCACUUGCGAGCUUAGCACAAGCUAGUAUCGAUCGAGCAGGCCCGAGAACUUCGUUGACAAACCUGAUUGCUAAAAGAAAAGCCCAGGAAUCAGCAUCCGUACAGAGUCCAGUGUCUCAACCAGCGGAAACUUCAGAGACUACUGUUACGAUCGGGAAAAGUGCAUUCAAUAGUACAAAUUCGCCUGGACUGACACUUUCAAAGCCGAAAACAAUUGCUAUCGGAAAACCACGUGUAGUUCGAGCAGAUGCUGGCCAAAAUAAAUCUUCUUUAUUUUCUCUUGCCUCUGGGAAAUCCAACUCAUUAGUGCAAUCCCGUGCUAAAUUGGCUUCUACAACGCUGUCAACGAAUGUCUCCGAGUCAACCCGCGAACCGAUUCAAUCUCAUCCAGAGUCGACCGCUCAAUCAUCUUUCUCUCCCGCGGCGCUUGUACAGCCAUUUAUAUCAGCAAUACCAACAUCUUCGAAUCCUCUGAUAGCUCCGCCAUCCAUAUUUGCCUUGUCGCUCUUUAGUGACCUUGAAGACCCUCAAUCACAACAACACGGAACACUUACUAUUGACAUUUUCUCGUUAGGUGGCAACAAAGAAGCUUUUGGCUUUGAUACGCCUAGCCCUGACGAUAUAGUAAAUGAGAAACGCAAACAAGGAAAAGCCGACGCGUCUGCAGUAAAAGAAAAGGAAAGGUCGUCAACUGAGAAUUCGCUGCAACCGUCAAAGAAAAUUAAUGUAAUUGAAGAUGCUCCUAGUCUUGACAAUAUAUCAAGGGAGGCGCGUGAAGAGAAAAAGGCCAAUGCUGUCGCAAGGUUUGUAACUUCAGAAAAAGACACAACUGUCGUAUCAAACUCACCAAUUGUGGAGUCGCUGAAACCGUCAAAGAGAAUUAAUGUAAUUGAAGAGUACCGAAAGCGUACGGCAGAAAAAGAUUCUUUGAACUUGGUUGUUGUUGGUCAUGUUGAUGCUGGGAAGAGCACGCUUAUGGGUCACCUUUUAUAUCUUUUGGGAGAAGUUAAAGAAAGAACAAUGCGAAAAUAUGAGCACGAUUCGCAAAAAUUGGGCAAAUCAUCUUUCGCGUUUGCAUGGGUUCUCGAUGAGACCGGGGAAGAGAGGAGCAGAGGCAUCACUAUGGACGUUGCCGUUACCAGUUUCGAAACGGAGCGCCGUCGAUUUACUUUGCUUGAUGUUCCCGGUCACCGAGAUUUUAUUCCCAACAUGAUUUCUGGGGCCGCACAGGCAGAUGUUGCAAUACUUGUGGUUGAUUCGACUACAGGCGAAUUUGAGGCUGGUUUUGAAGCUAAUGGUCAAACUAAAGAACACGCCCUGCUCGUAAGAAGUCUGGGCGUGCAGCAGCUUGUUGUCGCCAUUAAUAAACUCGAUGUGGUUGAUUGGUCAGAGGAAAGAUUUAAAGAAAUUAAAACAAAACUUGGCGCUUUCCUCAGUCAAGCCGGAUUUAAGAAAGAUAAAGUUGCGUUUGUGCCAUGUAGCGGUAUGACUGGGGAGAAUCUUUUAAAGAAGUCUCCAGAUAUUAUGACAUGGUACAAUGGACCAACACUUGUACAGCAAAUUGAUGCAUUGGAACCCCCAAUGAGGCUCUUGGAAAGACCGUUUCGAUUGGGUGUUACGGAUUUCUUCAAAGGUAGCAGUGGAGGGGGAGGAGGAAUCUCUGUAGCUGGCAGAGUUGAUGUGGGAACCAUCCAGGUAGGAGAAACAGUCUUGGUAAUACCUGGUGGAGAAACUGGUAUUGUGAAAGCUAUCGAGAUUAAUGGUGAAUCCGCGAAAUGGGCUGCAGCUGGAGACACUAUACUGACAACGCUGACUGGUCUUGAUAUUAUAAAUCUCAGUACUGGUUCAAUACUAUGUUCCCCGUCGAGUCCUGUACCUGUGUCAUCAAAUUUCAUUGCACAAAUCGUGGUAUUUGACAUAAAGAUACCGAUCACAAAGGGAUUUCCGGUUAUUAUUCAUCAUCAAAGCUUGAAUGAACCCGCAGUGAUUACUAAAUUACUUGCUGUCCUUGAUAAAAGCACAGGCGAGAUUGUCAAGAAAAACCCGCGACAUCUCUCAAAACAAACGACAGCCAGAGUUGAAGUAAAACUGUCCGAUAGACCUAUUCCAUUAGAGACUUUCAAAGAUAACAAGGAGCUUGGUCGCGUCAUGUUGCGAAAGGCUGGUGAAACGAUUGCCGUUGGAGUAGUUACAGAA